Messenger RNA from Babesia bovis T2Bo, 842 nucleotides. RefSeq names its product gliding-associated protein 45. NCBI's taxonomy places the organism in Eukaryota, Apicomplexa, Aconoidasida, Piroplasmida, Babesiidae. The coding region runs from base 105 to 680 and encodes 191 amino acids. The transcript is spliced from 3 exons. The record is from RefSeq and is a predicted model, not a curated record.
CGCAUAGAACGCGACGGUGUUCGAUAAUGCCUCGAAUGUAACACAAAAUACUAAAUUUAGCAACAUUUUAACCACUGUUUUUAAUUACAAAGCGUGUUGUCAAGAUGCCGAUGUGUUGCUCGAAGAAGGCCGCACAGCGCCAAAAGGAAUAUGAAGAGGAGGUUCGUAUGCGCAAAUUGGAAGAAGCCGCUCGUCUAGAGCAGGAGCAGCGCGAACGUGACGAGGCCCGUAAAGCUGAGAUCGAACGCAUAAUGCAAGAAGAGAAACAGGCUGAACUCAUGAAAAAGAAGGCUGAAGAGGAUAAGGCCGAGCAAGAACGUCUAGCCCAGGAGCAGCGUAUGGCCGAAGAACAAGCUGAAAAGGAGCGUUUAGCUGCGGAAGAAGCCAUGAACACUAGUAUGAGCCGUGGUAUGUCUCUUUCCGAGCCACAGCAGCCAAUGUGCAAGAUGCCAAGUGUAGGUGCUCCCAGCUCAGCCUCGGUCUCCGUAUAUGAGGAACCAAUGCAGAAUCAGAACACAUUCGAAAUGAACACUUACACUCCAUUCGACAUGAGCACCGUUGAUCAGACUGCUCGCUACGUUGCUACCAAGUGUGGAUGCUCAAUGAAGCCUGAACACCAACCUUUGGAGUGUACCGUUUGUCAGGGAAUUGACCUCUCAGAUGCACCACUGAUUGCUUAAUGUACUGGAAUAUCGUAUGUACAAUCAUUGCAAAAUAGCGGUUAUCAGCACACUAUAUACACCGCAAUGCGAAAUCGGCGGUGGAUGUACAAUUAUUACCUAUUUCUUACUUGUAACACAAUGUAAUAUUAACUUCCAUGUCUAAUGCUAAUGUAGCACGUA